This is a messenger RNA of Guillardia theta CCMP2712, 420 nucleotides long. RefSeq lists its product as hypothetical. NCBI's taxonomy places the organism in Eukaryota, Cryptophyceae, Pyrenomonadales, Geminigeraceae. The annotation marks the transcript as partial. Gene Ontology annotation, molecular function: enzyme regulator activity; calcium ion binding. The transcript has a single exon. The record is from RefSeq and is a predicted model, not a curated record.
CAGAAGGCACUGGCGGAGCUUGAGGAGCUCUUUAACCACUUCGACCAAGACGGCAGCGGGGAGUUGUCGACGGCGGAGGUGGGAGAGUUGCUGGGAACGAUGGGAACGAACCUGAUGCCGGAGGAGCUGGAGAAGCUGGUGAAGCUGAUGGACAAGGAUGGGUCGGGAGAGAUCUCGCUGGACGAGCUGGCGUCAGUGAUGCUGUCGAAGAGGCAGAUGACCAACAAAAACAUCAAGCUGACCGAGGUAGGAGAGGAGCUGUUCGCCAUGUUCGACAAGGACGGGAAGGGAGAGAUAUCGCUGGAUGAGAUGAUCGAGACAUUCGAGUCGAUCGGGAAGAACUGGGACAUGGACGACGUGGUGUCCUUCUUCGAGCUCAUCGACCUCGAUGGAAGCAAGAGCAUCAACAAGCAAGAAUUC